Messenger RNA from Salvia hispanica, 1806 nucleotides. The record is from RefSeq and is a predicted model, not a curated record. Lineage: Eukaryota; Viridiplantae; Streptophyta; Magnoliopsida; Lamiales; Lamiaceae.
ACUUAAUACAUAGAUUAAGAUUACAAGUCCCCUCCCAUUGGCGUCCACUCUAGCUUGACUUCUUUACCGUUUUUAUUAUCCUUGAAUGGAGUCGGCAUCUUCAGUCGUCCAAUAUUCUCACUCCUCGUGGUCAUGGUUGCAAAUUCUGUCAUCCUUAUCCUUUCUCACUUCUUUUGUGCUCCUCCUUUUCACAGUGAUGAGAAAGAAGGUUUGGUGCGACUGCGAAAUCUGCCAGAGCUACAGCGAAUCGCGUUGGAGGAUCCAAUUCGACAAUCUCUGCGAUUGGUACACGCAUCUCCUUAAAAACUCUCCCAAUCGGACGGUCCACAUCCACGUUCUCAACAACACCAUCACCGCUAACCCCGAAAACGUCGAGUACAUGCUCAAAACACGGUUUGAUAAUUUCCCCAAAGGCAAACCCUUCUCCGCGAUCCUCGGCGAUUUCUUAGGCCGCGGCAUCUUCAACGUCGACGGAAGCUUCUGGAGGUUCCAGCGGAAGAUGGCCAGCCUCGAGCUCGGCCGCGUCUCCACACGCGCCUACUCGUUUCAAGUGGUGCGCGUCGAAAUCCUGCAGCGCCUGAUUCCUCUGAUGGCUUCAUCCGCCGACGAAAUCGUCGAUCUGCAGGAGGUUUUUAGGAGAUUUUCCUUCGAUUGCAUAUCGCGGAUUUCCUUCGGAUUGGAUCCGGCGGAGCUGGAUUUGUCGCUGCCGCUCUCCGAUUUCAUCGCCUCCUUCGAUCUGGCGUCCAAGCUCUCCGCGGAGAGGGCGAUGGCGACUUCUCCGAUGGUGUGGAAGGUGAAGCGGUUUUUCAACAUCGGAAGCGAGAGGAGGCUGCGCCUCGCGAUCCGGACGAUCCACGCCGUCGCGCGCGAUUUUAUCAGAGAGCGGCGGAAGCUGGGGUUUUCCGAUGGGAAGGAUCUGCUUUCCAGAUUCAUGUGUAGCGUCGGCGAUGAUGAGAAGUUUUUGGUUGACAUCAUUGUUAGUUUCCUCCUGGCCGGGCGCGACACGGUGGCUUCCGCCCUGACGAGCUUCUUCUGGCUGGUGGCGCGCCAUCCGGAGGUGGAGGCGGCGAUUCUGGAGGAGGCGAUCGGGGUUGAUUCGGCCGAUCAAGUGAGGGAGCUUCAUUACCUGCAUGCAGUGGUGCUUGAGAGCAUGAGAUUGUAUCCGCCGAUUCAAUUCGAUUCGAAAUUUUGUGUGGAAGAUGAUGUAUUGCCGGACGGGAGCUUUGUGAAGGGGGGGACUAGGGUUACUUUCCACCCCUACGCCAUGGGAAGAAUGGAGGAGAUUUGGGGAUCGGAUUGUUUGGAAUUCAAGCCGCGGAGAUGGAUCAGGGAUGGGGUUUUUGUACAUGAAAACCCUUUUCAAUGCCCUAUUUUUCAAGCUGGGGUAAGGGUCUGUUUGGGGAAGGAAUUGGCGCUCAUGGAGAUCAAGACUGUUGCGGUUUCCGUUUUGAGGCGGUUCCGGAUCGAGUUGGCCCAACCGGACGACCCUCCUCGGUUCUCGCCGGGGCUCACCGCCACUUUUAGAGACGGCCUACGGGCUAGGAUUCGACCUCGAUUCAGUAAUUACACACCUUUGAUUAAAUGAUUAAAGUGCUAAUUAUUUGUGCAUAAGAUAUCGUAAUCCUACUGGUAUAUGGUAUGAAUAUAUAAGCUUGAAUUGCAUGUGGCCAAAUGGCAUAAGCUCGUUUAGUUGCAGGCUUGAAAACUAAGGCAGUUUUUGCUGCUUGAUUUGUGUAAGUGAAUAUUUACUUUAUAUGUUUCAUGUGAGAUUAAUAUGUGAUUAUAAAGGUCUUGGAUUUGAGUUUA